AUGGCGCUGAUCGAAAACCUCCUGUCGCCGUGGACUCUUGUAGCCCUCGGCGGACUGCUGGUCGCAUCAUAUCUAUACGACUUUCUCGUCACAUUUGCGCCACUUCGUCGCUUCCCAGCUCCCUUCCCGGCGCAAUUUUCAAACCUAUGGCUUUUGAGUGUCUGUCGCCGAGGUAAUCGCUAUGAGACCGUUGACAAGCUGCACAAGAAGAUGGGCAAGUUCGUGCGAAUCCAGCCCAACCAUGUCUCCAUUGCCGACGACGAGGCGAUCAAUGCCGUCUAUGGCCACGGUAACGGUUUUCUGAAAGCGGAGUUUUACGAUGCCUUCGUCUCCAUCCAGCGUGGCCUGUUCAACACGCGCGACCGCGUUCAGCACACCCGCAAGCGAAAGAUGGUUUCCCACACUUUCUCUGCCAAGUCCAUCGUUCAGUUCGAACCGUAUAUCCACCAAAACCUGGAGAACUUUGUCAAGCAGCUGGAUCGCCUGGUAGACACAAGCCAAUUCAAAGGCAAGGAUGGGAAGAAGGAGGCACGCUUCGAUUGCCUUCCAUGGUUCAACUUCAUUGCCUUUGAUGUCAUUGGCGAUCUUGCUUUCGGUGCUCCGUUCGGCAUGCUUGAGAAGGGCGUGGAUCUUGCCGAAGUCCGAUGCUCACCGGACAGUCCUCCUAUCUAUGCGCCUGCUAUUGAGAUCCUGAACCGUCGCGGUGAAGUGAGCGCGACUCUUGGCUGCUUCCCAGCGCUUAAGCCCUACGCCAAGUAUCUGCCCGAUCCUUUCUUUAGCCAAGGUCUCGCCGCAGUGGAGAACCUUGCCGGAAUUGCGGUUGCGUGCGUGAAGCGACGCCUUGACAACCCCCCUGAUGUUGAACGCAAGGAUCUUCUCGCUCGAUUGAUGGAGGGCCGCGACGACAAGGGCGAGCCGCUUGGAAGACAGGAAUUGACCGCUGAGGCCUUGACGCAACUCAUUGCGGGAAGCGACACAACCUCCAACUCGUCAUGCGCCUUGAUGGACUUUGUAGCUCGCAACCCGCGCGUCAUGGAGAAGCUGCAAGCCGAGCUGGAUGCUGCCAUUCCUCACGGCGUUGACGUCCCAACCUACGACAUGGUUCGCGACUUGCCCUAUCUCACCGCUGUCAUCAACGAAACUCUGCGCCACCACUCGCCUUCCGGUAUUGGUCUACCUCGUCAAAUCCCCGCGGACUCUCCCGGCAUUGCCAUCUGCGGCGAAUUCUUCACUGCCGGCACUGUCCUCAGCGUGCCAACCUACACAAUUCACCACUCCAAGGAGAUCUGGGGCCCCGAUGCCGACGACUACAAGCCAGAGCGAUGGGAGAACGCCACGCAGCGCCAGAAGGAUGCCUUUAUUCCAUUCAGCUACGGGCCCAGAGCUUGUGUCGGCCGAAACGUGGCCGAGAUGGAGAUGAAGCUGAUUGCAUCUACCUGGGCGAGAAGAUAUGGUGCCAAGAUUCUGCAGGGCCCCAUGGAGACAAAGGAGGGCUUUUUGAGAAAGCCAUUGGGAUUGGAUAUUGCGCUGUACAGGAGGUAA
Molecule: messenger RNA, 1542 nt
Organism: Trichoderma atroviride IMI 206040
Lineage: Eukaryota; Fungi; Ascomycota; Sordariomycetes; Hypocreales; Hypocreaceae
Molecular function (GO): iron ion binding; heme binding; monooxygenase activity
Source: RefSeq, a predicted model, not a curated record